UACUUUAUAUAUUUACUAAAAAAGCCCAAACUCUAGCCCCCUUGCAAAUUUGGGGUUUAGUGAGGGUUUUCCUUUUCAACGGAAAUUCAAAACCUGAAACCAGAUUUUGGAAAAUGGCUAAUCGCAUUCGUCUCCUCUCUAAAGUCACUAUUUCUACUAGAAACAAUCCCAACCCUUUUCCUGUCUUUCCCUCUUUCUCUACAAUCCCUACACCGGAAGAAUCUGAACAAACCCAAAACACCCUAUCAAACAAUAGCAGCAAAGACCAAGAACGAUAUGAACAAGUCAAUAAGCUUCAAAUUCUACUUCAACAAAACUGUAAUGAAGCCGCUUAUAGCCUCGCCAAGUCACUUAUUCUCACAAAAUCUACAUUCUCUUCGCCGUCCGAUCUCUUCUCUUGCUUCUCUGCAUGUUCAAUUCCAUUACGAAUUACACUCUCAGAUAUGUUGCUUUCAGUUUGUUGCAAGUCCAAAAUGCUUAGAGAAGCUGUUGAAUUGUAUGAAUUUAUGAGGAGAGAUGGUAAGCUUCCGUCUCUUGUUUCUUUGAGUUUGUUAUUUAGUUGUUUGGUGAAUGAAAAACAAUUUGUUAAAGUUGUUGAUUUAUUUAUGGAGAUUGAGAAUUCGGGUUUUAGAACUGAUACUUUUAUGUAUGCAAAGGCGAUACAAGCUGCUGUUAAAUUGCAAAAUUUGAAGAUGGGUAUGGAGUUUUUGGAUUCAAUGAGAAAAAGAGGAGUAAGACCUAAUGUAUUUAUUUAUAAUGUUUUGAUUGGUGGGUUAUGUAGAGAAAAGAGAAUAAGGGAUGCAGAGAAGAUGUUUGAUGAAAUGUGUAACAUAAAUUUGGUGGGGAGUAUUGUCACUUAUAAUACUCUUAUUGAUGGGUAUUGUAAAGUGGGUGAGCUGGAUGCUGCGUUUAAAAUGAGGGAGAGGAUGAAGGAAAAGAGUGUUGCGCCGAAUAUCAUUACUUUUAACUCUUUGCUUAGUGGACUUUGUAAGAUGCGCAAAAUGAAGGAGGCGAGAAGCUUAUUGAAGGAGAUGGAGGUGAAUGGUUUUAUGCCUGAUGGGUAUACAUAUAGUAUUCUUUUUGAUGGGUUAUUGAGGUGUGAUGAUGGGAAUGGUGCAAUGGAAUUGUAUGAGCAAGCGACUGAGAAAGGAAUUAGGAUUAAUAAUUACACCGGUAGUAUUUUGUUGAACGGCUUAUGUAAACAAGGGAAAGUAGAGAAGGCUGAGGAGAUUUUGAAGAAGUUUACGGAAAAUGGUCUUGUUGCAGAUGAGGUUAUAUACAAUACUUUUGUGAAUGGGUAUUGUCGAAUAGGUGAUAUGAAUAAAGCCAUUUUGACUAUUGAGAGAAUGGAAAGUUUUGGGCUGAGGCCAAAUUCUAUCACUUUUAAUUCUUUGAUUGAUAAGUUUUGUGAUAUGAAGGAGAUGGAUAAGGCAGAGGAAUGGGUGAAAAAGAUGGCAGAGAAGGGAGUUACACCAAGUGUGGAGACAUACAACACCCUUAUUGAUGGCUAUGGGAAGUUGUGCACUUUUGAUAGGUGUUUUCAGAUUCUUGAACAGAUGGAAGAGAUUGGGGUAAAGCCAAAUGUUGUAAGCUACGGUUCUCUCAUAAACUGUCUAUGCAAGGAUGGGAAGAUUCUCGAGGCGGAAAUAGUCCUUAGAGAUAUGAUUUGCAGAGGGGUUUUGCCUAAUGCACAGGUAUAUAAUAUGCUUAUUGAUGGAAGCUGUAUGGUGGGGAAAGUGAAAGAUGCUUUAAGAUUCUUCGAUGAGAUGAUGAGAAGUGAAAUUAGCCCAACCCUUGUAACUUAUAAUGUUCUUAUUGAUGGGCUCUGCAAAAAGGGAAAGUUGACUGAAGCUGAAGACUUCCUUACCCAAAUAACCAGUAGUGGUCAUAGUCCAGAUGUGAUCACAUACAACUCAUUAAUCUCGGGGUAUGCAAAUGCGGGAAAUGUUUCGAAAUGUCUUGGGCUAUAUGAAACUAUGAAAAAUUUGGGCAUAAAACCUACCGUUAGAACUUACCAUCCUCUAAUCAGUGGAUGUAGCAAGGAAGGGAUAGAACUCGUCGAGAAACUAUAUAAUGAAAUGCUACAGAUGAAUUUGCUUCCUGAUCGAGUUGUGUAUAAUGCAAUGAUUCACUGCUAUGCUGAGAUUGGAAACACUCAAAAGGCAUAUAGUUUGCAUCAGGGGAUGCUAGAUCAGGGUAUUCAUCCAGACAAGAUGACUUAUAAUAGUUUGAUUCUGGGUCAUUUUAGAGAGGGGAAGUUAUCAAACAUAAAGGAUCUGGUUAACAAUAUGAAGGCUAAGGAAUUGGCCCCUAAAGCUGAUACCUACGACAUUCUGGUUAAGGGACACUGUGACCUAAAAGAUUUCAGUGGAGCAUAUGUUUGGUAUAGAGAAAUGGUUGAAAAUAAUUUCCUUCCCAACGCAAGCAUUUGUAAUGAGCUUACUGCUGGACUUGAACAGGAGGGAAGAUUGCAAGAGGUCCAGGUAAUAUGCUCAGAAAUGAAUGUUAAAGGAAUAAUAAAUCACUGGCCCUCUAAAGAGGAGAUUUCUGCUGUUGCUAAAAUGUAAGAGAUAGUCAGCAUUUGUGGGUGAGUGUGAACAUUCAGAAGGCUGAUACUACCGUGCGAUGCUCAAUUAUGAAGAUUUCACCGCCAUUUUUAUUUCCAUUGAGUCAGUUUCUCAUGAUUAUGAAUCAACAGGUGUUACAUUUGUAAAACAAUACCACAAACAUUAAGCCUUGUAUAUCCUUUCUGAUCAUCAUUUCUGUCUAUGUUUUGAAAUUUAAAUAUUACAUUUAUUCUAGACUA
Messenger RNA from Ricinus communis (castor bean), 2806 nucleotides. Its product is annotated as pentatricopeptide repeat-containing protein At5g12100, mitochondrial. The coding region runs from base 114 to 2567 and encodes 817 amino acids. The transcript has a single exon. The record is from RefSeq and is a predicted model, not a curated record. Gene Ontology annotation, molecular function: protein binding. NCBI's taxonomy places the organism in Eukaryota, Viridiplantae, Streptophyta, Magnoliopsida, Malpighiales, Euphorbiaceae.